GCAGGUAGAACAUUACGCAACAUGAAGUAUUCUCUUCAAGCUUUAACCCUGACCUGUUUCUUGUUUUUCCCUUUCACACUAGGUAAAGCAGAUGAUUAUGAGGGUCAAACCGCCGCUGCAGGAGUACUUGGAAAUGAAUAUUUGCCUAACUACGGAGAUUCACAUCAAUAUGGUGGUGGCACAAUUGAUGCUCACCGUGACUAUCUUUUCUCUAAAGCAUUGCAAUGUUUCACUGAUAAGCAUAUAUACAGUAGUUGUGAGGAGUCUUAUAGAUUGACUGAGACAGGGGAGCUCCAUGUACCACCUGAAUAUACCGAUCAAUACUGCAGAGGACCCUGCUUAGAGGAGACUCACCAUGUGCUUAAUUGUCUUGGAAGCAUACUCUCGUACUUCAGAUUUUAUAAUAAGGCCACCGUUAGAGCAGUCGAAGAGACUAUCAAGGAGGGAUGUAGCUAUGGCCCUGAAAGAGGUCUUUUCAAUGUUGCUGAGCACAUCCUAGCUUAUGAUAACACUGCUUUUCGUGCUUCAAAGUCGUCCAUGCUGCAUAGCUUUGUUCUGAUGACUUUGGCCCUUAUUUUCUUCCUUUGAAGCAACGUUCACAAGUGAAGAUAUUGCUGGAAAAACUAGCUUCUGAUUUACACGCAACGCUUGUUGUUUAAUUUGACUAGUGUGUUGAUCAUGUAGUAUUAGUAAACAAAAGUUCAUU
Molecule: messenger RNA, 706 nt
Organism: Solanum verrucosum
Lineage: Eukaryota; Viridiplantae; Streptophyta; Magnoliopsida; Solanales; Solanaceae
Exons: 4
Coding region: 22-588 (188 amino acids)
Source: RefSeq, a predicted model, not a curated record